Messenger RNA from Talaromyces rugulosus, 1956 nucleotides. RefSeq lists its product as uncharacterized. Gene Ontology annotation, biological process: positive regulation of transcription from RNA polymerase II promoter by galactose; DNA-templated transcription. The record is from RefSeq and is a predicted model, not a curated record. Gene Ontology annotation, molecular function: zinc ion binding; RNA polymerase II cis-regulatory region sequence-specific DNA binding; DNA-binding transcription factor activity, RNA polymerase II-specific. Lineage: Eukaryota; Fungi; Ascomycota; Eurotiomycetes; Eurotiales; Trichocomaceae. Gene Ontology annotation, cellular component: nucleus. The transcript has 9 exons. The coding region runs from base 1 to 1956 and encodes 651 amino acids.
AUGCAGGAUGAGUCGAGGGCUGCGAGCUAUGUCCAUGACCUAGAGAGAAAAGUCGAGGAAUUGACCGCGCAACUGCGGGACAGUACAUCAAACCAGCAGCGCCAAGGUAAAGAGCAUUCCGAAUUUUGGACGACACGGAAUGGCCCUUCAAUUCUGAAUCCGGACAUUCGAACAGACGACAAUGAGCAGUCAUCAUCCGAGGCUGUUGGAGGGGAAGAGAUUCUGGAAGUGAAUCGACAUACCAACAGCAUCGAGUUCCAUGGAAACACCUCUUCUGCUGCUGCUCUCGGCCAACUGCAGAAAAAGCGAGAACCUUUGAAGAGCGUUGCACAUGAAGAUGAAGAUGAAGAACCAACUGUAUCAACACAUCAGGGCGGAGAAAGUGUACCAAAGUCUAUCGUGUCAACCUUGCAUAACCCUAAUUUCCAAAUUCAGUCGCCUCAACUAACCCAGGACGCGCAUGAGGUCAGCUUGAGAGACAGCAACUUUUAUUUUGAGCAUGCUCAUGUCUUUAUCGAAGGGUAUUUUGAGAACUUACAUUUCAUUCACCCGAUAAUCGAUAAGGAGAAUUUUGUGUCGCGAGCUCAUGAAUUAUGGAUGGGCAGGAAUUUGCAGCCUGCAAACGGUUUCAUCGCGCUGUAUCUGAGCUUGCUUUCCCUGGGAGCCCUAACUCGCGUGUGGGACCAGCCUCAAUUAGGAGGGUUGGGGAGGUUUGAAUGGAGUAGGAAGCUGUUCACGGAAGCUCAAGGGUUUUUACACAAUUCUUUGUUCACAAAUGACCUAGAAACAAUACAGGCUUUGUAUUUAAUGGCCAAAGUAUGCCAGAAUGAGCUUACUCCUCACCUGGCAUACAUGUACCUUGGACUCGCGAUUAGGACUUGUCUUGCUGCAGGAUUCAAUCGGGAGACAUCGAGUCCCAAGAGUAGACGGCAUGAUUGGAUAUCAAAAACCUGGUGGGGGUUGUACUCAUUAGAAAUAGAAAUGUCAUUCUCCCUCGGUCGACCCGAUACAUUAGGCAUGGACGAAUACCAUAACCGCUCACAGCCAGGCAGGGAAGAAGUGUGUGAUAGCACGGUGAUCCCCAUCAUGGUUGAUUGUGCUCGCAUUGUUCGUUCGGUAUCGAUUGAUAUCUAUCACUCGGGAGUUUCGACGCAUGAGCAGCUGCAACGUUCUCUACAGAUUGAAAGUCGACUAGACGCCUGGCUAGAAGAGCUUCCAGAGAUUCUGCAUCCGAGCUUUGGACAUUCCCGACAGGGCCUUGUGCCGAUUUCUUCCUUGAGAGAUCCCAAGUGGUCUCGGAGGCAACGGCUGGUUUUGGAGAUACGGUACCAUAACAUUAAGAUGAUUUUAUUCCGUCCGUUUCUUGCCUAUUUGACAUCUACCACAGAGGACAAGAGCGGCAAUAAUUGGGAACCUGAAGCUCAAACUGUGUUGGAAAUGGCAGCUCGCAAAUGUAUCGACUCGUCGAAAAAGACGGUUGACAUUAUUUACGAAACAUUUCGACAGCAUACUUUUUUCCGAUGCUGGUGGUACAAUACAACCUACAUAAUGUUCGCAGUAACAAACCUACUCCUUCUCCUCCUCAGGGGUCCAACAUCUCUAGUCGACCAUCUGGAAGCCAAUACGAUUCGGGACAGCGUUAAAAAGACAAUUGAGAUUCUUGAGGCCAUGGACGAAUCGGUUGUUGCUAGAAAGUCUGUUGAGAUUGUCAAAUCUCAUUUUAAGGAGUACUGUGACGGAGACGAUGCCAGUCAAAACCAGCAGCAGCUUGAUAACGAGGACGGUGACAUUCCGCAGCCUGAUAUGGCGGUUAAUCCGGAAGCGUUUCCUUUUGGAGGACUGUCGUAUGGGGAAUUUAUACCAGAUUUGACCUUUGUCACAGGCUUUCCGGACUAUCCUUUUGAGAGUAUGAUUAGUCUAUUUGGUGAUAUCACAGGACCAUCUAUACUAGACUAA